Molecule: messenger RNA, 707 nt
Organism: Rhagoletis zephyria (snowberry fruit fly)
Lineage: Eukaryota; Metazoa; Arthropoda; Insecta; Diptera; Tephritidae
Product: farnesol dehydrogenase-like
Source: RefSeq, a predicted model, not a curated record
CAUGAUGUUAUUGUGGUCGCCUUGGCGCGUCGCAUGGACAGAUUGAAGGCGAUACGCAACACUUUGCCCAAGGAUCAACAAUCACGGCUGCAUGUACAAAAAUGUGAUGUGACAAAGGAAAAUGAUGUGAACAACACAUUCGAUUGGAUUGAACAAACACUUGGCGGUGUAGAUAUUUUAGUUAAUAACGCUGGCGUGCUAAUACCAGGAGCCUUACUAACACAGAGUCUUAGCGAAAUCAAUCAGGUGCUGCAAACAAACAUUGUGGGCGUGGUUCAUUGUACACAACGCGCUUUUAAGUCAAUGAAGUCGCGUAAUUUCGAUGGGCAUGUGUUCCUCAUAAACAGCCUAACUGGACAUGGUGUGUUGAGUUGUCCACCGGAUGAGGUGCCCAAUUUCAGUAUUUAUGGACCAAGCAAAUUUGCUAUCACUUCGAUUACGGAGGUUUUGCGGCAAGAGUUUCGUGGCUAUAAAACUAAAAUUAAAGUUACUAGCGUAAGCCCAGGAUUUGUGGAUACUGAAAUUGUACCAGACACAUUCCAAAGCGAUUGUAUGUUGAACCCCGAAGACAUUUCAGCUGGUAUACUUUAUGCCCUCGGUACACCGCCGCAUGUGCAAGUGCAUGAAUUGACCAUUAAGCCAGUUGGUGAAGCUUAUUAGUCGAUUUCGUGAUUGUUUAUUUGUUUUAAGUGAAAGAAAAUAAAACA